AUGGCUUCCAGGGGUGGUGGAUCCAUAGGCCGAGGUGCAGGCAGGGCUCAGGGCAGCGCACCGGGAUCUCCACCACGACCUAUGCAGGGGCGAGUAGGGGAUGGACCGGGAGGAGCCGGCGCGAUCUUCGUUGGGGGGUUGCUUACCGUACCAGCGCCGAGCUCUUGUCGCUCUUUCCGUUAUGACGGCCCUCGGCCCCCUCCUUCGGGGCAGACGCCGACGCAGCCGGAGAGCGGCAGUGAGGAGGAGGAUGAGGAGGAGGAUGGUGAGGGCGAGAAGGAGGAGGACACUGAGGGGAGCGAGGAUGACAGCGAGGCGGCGUGGGACCCAGAGACGCAUGGCGGUGGGGAGGGGGGAGAUGAUGAUGAUGAAGACCACGAGAUGGAUGGGUUGGAGCCAGAGGGGCCAGAGGAGGAGGUGGGAGAGGGUGGUGGAAGGGCGGCAACAGAGGCGGGAUCACAGCAUGUGCGUGAAGGGGGAGGGAGCGUGGGGGUUAAGCUCGCCAAGGGGAAAGCGAUGGCGACUGGUGGAGGUGAUGGGUCAGGAGGGAUCGAGCGGUGGAUGACAACCAAGCUGACCUCGGUGCAGCUACGGCAGGCGAUCACGAAGCUGGUGGUCACCUGCGACCUCCCCUUCCGCAUCGUCGAGGCCGAGGCUUUUCGUGAGCUACUCAUCCUGUUAAACCGCAACUGCGCGCAGAAAAACUUCAUCCCCUCGCGCUGGACGGUUUCCCGCGACACAGUGGUCUAUGCGGCUGCCGCUCUUCAGUCAGCCAUCGCUGAGAUGCUGGCGAAGGAGGGGGAGCUGGGGUGCAGGGUGUCGUUCACCAUCGACAUGUGGACGUCGCCCAACAACAGGGCGUGGCUAGUGGUAACGGGUCACUGGAUCGACGAGAAUUACCAGCUGCGCACAAUGGUGUUUGAAUUCCGCGAGAUUCACGGGCGUCACACGGGCAAGCAGAUGGCGAGGGUGGUUGAGGAGACGGUGGUGCAGUGGGAGUUGGAGACACGUUGUCUUGGGUUCACCUCAGACAACGCCUCCAGCAACACUGCCGCUUUCAGGCGCAAGGGCGGCAAGGGCAAGGGGGGCAGGGGGGGCGGAGGUGGCGGAGGGGGCGGCAGUGGUGGAGGGGGUGGAGGGGGCGGGGGUGGUGGCGGUGGUGGGAGUGGUGCUGGUGGUGGGGGGGUCAGUGGCGGAGCAGGGGGUGGUGGCGGCGGCGGUGGUGGGGGUGGUGGGGGUGGUGGUGGCAGUGGUGGCGGCAGUGGAGCUGGUGGCGGGCGCGGUGGAGCGGUGCAGCGUGGGGGGUUGGGCGGUGGCCAGAGGCAGCAGCAGCAGCGUCCUAGCGAGACUCUAUCACCGUAG
Molecule: messenger RNA, 1362 nt
Organism: Closterium sp. NIES-65
Lineage: Eukaryota; Viridiplantae; Streptophyta; Zygnematophyceae; Desmidiales; Closteriaceae
Source: the annotation of a GenBank genome assembly